This is a messenger RNA of Lolium perenne, 2882 nucleotides long. Lineage: Eukaryota; Viridiplantae; Streptophyta; Magnoliopsida; Poales; Poaceae. The record is from RefSeq and is a predicted model, not a curated record.
CCGACGGCUGCGGCGGCGCAGGCGGUGGUGAGCGCGGCCGGAGCGCCGAGUGGCUGCCCAUCUUCCACCGGGUGGAGGCGAUGGCGAGCAAGAGCCAAGCGCAGACGGAGGUCCUCGCCGCCGACUGCGCGCGCCUGGACAGGGUGCAGCGCGAGUCCUGGGAAGUGGCGCGGAGGCUUCAGCGGACCGCGGACGAGCUUCAGGCGGCGGCGCGGGAGAAGGACGCCGACACGGACAGGCUGCGUGCGCAAGCCGCCGACGCCAGGAAGAAGCUGCAGGCGGAUGCGACCAGGAAGAUGAGAUGGGAGGCGGCAUACGUGGAGCUGCUUCUCGGUGCUAAUCAGAAGCUCGCCGAACUCAGAGAUAGUGACCUGGAGGAGGAUUCCAGAACCUGUGCAGAAACCCCCAGCUCUAAGGUAGUGCAUAGCUCAAAACAUGCAGUCUAGUUUGCGCUUCUCAUUGAUUUUCAUAAAUCGUUCUUUUAUGCAACCGAAGGAAGUUGGAAGACACACAAAGCUGAAUCGGGACGCCGUGGAUCACGUUGCAAGCGAUUUGAGCGCAGAGCUAAGGAAACUAAAGCAAGCUUAUGAGACGCUGACCUCUAAGAAGGACAAGGAAGUUUCCGCAUUGCUCUCGGAAAAGGAUUCUCUGCGUAGCCAGUUGGAUAUAAUGCAGCAGGACUCUGCCGAGCUCCUGAAGAACAAGAGAGUGGAGGCAGCACAAGCUACUGAAGCAGCACUAAAGCUUCAGAAGACUGUAGAUGAGCUUUAUGUGUUGGCCCAAAAGAAGGAUGUUGAAAUCGACAGACUGCAAGCAGAAGCUGUGGAAGCCAAAAGGAGUCACGACAAGGAUCUUUCUGCAUUAGUCUCGGAAAAGAACUCUGUGCAUAGCCAGUUGAGUAUAAUGCAGCAGGACUACGCUAAGCUCCAGAAGAACAAGAAAGUUUCGACCCAAAAGAAGGAUCAUGAGAUUGUCAUAUUGCGAGCAGAAGCUAUUGGUGCCAAAAUGAAGGUACAGAAAAUGCACUCCUUGGUCAAGGAGAAAGAUGAUGAAAUCCAAAGACUCAAAUGCUGGCACGUUGAAUCUGUCCAGAAGCACUACAAGGAUAUCAGUGAGACACAUAAAAAAUCUAGGUCUGUUGAUCCAGCUGUAACUACAAGGGAUAAACUGAAAAACAGUAAUCCUAGGCAAAAAGUAAAAGAAGAUUACAUUUCUGAAACAAAAACGGUGGAGAAAGAUGGGCAAGAAAAAACUACUCAGAAGCGCAGGCGUGCCUCUUCAAUUUCAAAUGAUUGUGAGAAGAUUGGAAGCGACCAGGAUUCUGAUGAGCAGAGUGAAAGUGACGAGGAUGGUGACAAGCAGAGUGAAAGGGACAAGGAUGGUGAUGAGCAGAGUACAAGUGAUGAGACCAAUGAUGAGCAGAGUACAAGUGAUGAGAACAAUGAUGAGCAGAGUAGAAGUGGUGGUGAUGACGAUGCUGGGCAGAGCAGAAGCAAUGCACAUGAUGAGGAUGAGCAUAGUCAGAGUGGAAGUGAUAAGGAAACAGCAAACAAGCCAAUUCUAAAGCCUCCCGGGAAUCACAAGAGGAAGAGAGAUGCUUGUAAUACCGAGUCUACCAAUGGCAAAAGCCACAGUAAAAGCAAUGUGUAAAUACUCAACUUCUGCUGCAAAGUUUAUCUUUAUAAUAGUAUAUAUAACUGUAUUUGAUAUAGUUGACUACAAAAAUUUAGUCCUUUGUUAGCAGUUGUCUGUCAAAUAAGUGGUAACAAAACACCUUCUGAAAGCUAGAACACAACCUGGCAUCUAAUGUCGCACACACUAGUUAAUGCAUGACAUGAAAAACUUGAGCUCAUGGAAACACAGCGGCCUUGGGCCUUGAUGUGCAUUGGGCUCUUGUUGUAAGUUUAUUCUUUUUUCGUUGGAAAGGAGCAACUGGAAGAUAAAUAGGCAAACACCUUAGAGCAACUGUUUAUUUUUCUAAUUUGCUCGUGUAAGCUGAUACCCUUUUUAUUCUCGUCAAUUUUGAUGAAUACAAGCUGUUGCCAAUCUGAAUUUGGUGUCCUGUUCUUAUUUAUGGUGUUCCCCUUUCGCCGUCCUGGUUGUGAAGGGUGGCCAAGAGGAGGUGGUCAUACGAGCCUCCUCCUAGUCCUCUAUGCCGCCAGAGGCUGGUGACUGCCCAUGGCGAGCAUAGGAUGAUAGCAACUGGCAACUGGGCACAAUACGUCAGCGACGUGAAGGACAGCUUGGCGAACCAACCUCACAAGCGCAAGAAGUUCGAACAGUUCCUGAGGGAGCUGAAGCAAGGCUACGUAAUUAGUUAUCUGGCCAGAAGCAUGAAGGACGUGUUAGAUGGGCAACCUGAGCUCAUCCGCCGGUUCAAUGUUUUCUUGCCCAUUCAUUGCCAGAUCGAACUCAAGAAGCCGGAUGAGGAUGAUGGUGAGCAGAGUGGAAAUGACGAGGAUCACGAUAAGCAUAGUGGAAAUGAUGAGGAUGGCGAUAAGCAGGGUAGAAAUGAUGUUGAUGGAAAGAGUAGAAGUGAUGGGCCUGAUAAUGAGCACCAUGGAUGCAAUGGGGAUGAUGAUGAUGAGCAGACUGGAAGAGAUGUGGAAACAACAAAUUAUCAAGUUCAAAAGCCUCUCGGGAGGGCCCAAGCCACUUCGCAAGGGCCUCGCCUCCGGCACUCUCCUCCUGACCUGGAUGUUGUGGAAACAUCGCAACCAGUGUAUUUUCGAUGGAGCUCGACCUUCGAUGAUGUCCCUCAUCACAAAGAUGGAUGAGGUGGCACUGUGGGCAAAGGCUGGUGUGUGGACGUUUCUCUAGAAACUUUUUGCUUCCAUGUAAGUUGCCUUCUAGGAGAACUGUAACCCAAACUCUCUUUUCAA